CCAGAGUCUAGAGACUAGGUUAUGUGUGACAGAUGGGGUUAGGUUCCCGAAGAUGAGGCUUUUGAGGGUGAGUAGAAAGUGCGAAUUAUUUAAAUAAAGGAUCAUUUGCCUCUAAAACGGUUAGAUGUUAAUCUACUGACCGACACGACUGCAAAUAAAGGCGCCCUGACCACGAUCGGUCGUGUGCAUUGUUUUAUACAGCCAGACAGUCACAAUUUACGCGUAGAAAUUGGGCCGGCGUGAGAUCAGCAGGCGACCACCGAGGUAAGGGAGCAGCGCUGAGAAAGGAGAAUGAAGGGGGAAGAACAGGGGAAAUGGUGUUCGGAGUACCUCGGAUAUAACAAUAUCUUCUUAGUGUCCUUCGAACGGUCGUCAAGUAGAUAUACAAACCGAGUAGUGGGCAACAUAUCUGCUAGGUGUAAAAUUACUACACAUUACUUCUGAAGUAAUAUUACAGAUAACAGAUAUCAGCAAUUAUCCAUUACACCAAAGUUUCGGAAUGUGUGCAUUACUUCGAGAGAUAUAUAUGCCUGUCGAAUAUAACAAGUUCUUUAAUCCGAAUAUUUGUCAUGUUUGCAAGAUUAAAAAUACUGAUAAUUAGGAAAUUUGUGAACAAUGCUGCAUGAUAAGUUACCGCAGCUAGAGGCACAAACUGAUGCAUCAUGCGCAGUUGCGCGCUGUUAUAAAGAAACUUAGCGAGCAACACAUCUGGCUCCGUGGGUAUUUCAACCUGGAGGAAUGGGUCAAGUCGAGGAAAGAAUUUGUGCAUUUAAUCAAGGCAGAGUUGUCAUGUGAUCUAGAGCCAUAUGAAGCAGAUGAUCAUGUUCAUAAAAGCUUGUCGUAUAUGUCACGAGCAACAGAAUCUUUAUACUUGUAGAAGAUGUUAUUCCGUCAACUAUUGUUUUGAUCAUGCAGACACUGUGAAAAGAGAUGGUAAUUUUGAUUGCGAGAAGCUGAAGUUAUGUCUUGAAGUUGAUAGCAAACUACAAUUUGGUUCAACAUUAUUAGGUCAUCAUUUCAUCAACCCUCCAGUGUACUUUAAACCUUCUGUUGAUAUGUCAUCAUUCCUUAAACUACAUAAUUUCAAAUUUUUGGACUCUGUCACACUGUAUUGCUACACUGAUUAUAUAUCAGGACCACUGACACUGUAUUAUGGGAUGAAAAAUGUACUUCUUUUAAAUCCCCAAGGUGAACAUUUUUGCUAUAUUGUUUAUAUAGUAGCUGCAAACAUUGUUGAUAAAGCAUAUGUACCCUCUUGGGGACUUUUUCUGCAUCGUUUACGUUGGCAAACGCAAUUAAGAAUUAUACUAAUAGGAUUGCAAUUACAAGACGAUCGUAAAAAUAUAGAAACUUGUAUUAAAUGCAGGCCUACGCAGAGGAAGUUUAAUUUCGAAUGCCAUCGUACAUCGUACUGUGAUUAUGUUAACAGUGAUAUGUAUAUAAAACCAAAGGUAAUUAUAGAGUUUCAAGUAGAUUUUAAUGACUGGGAACCAUCGUCCGAGUUGAUUUUAAAAUUACGGGAUCAAAAUUGUCCGUUGCUUUUAACCGACAAAUCUAAACUUAAAGUUGAAGAGAACAUAAAUAAGCUAUUCGAAGUUCUGGGUUCACCUUUAAAUAUUGCAUAUCACGAAAAAAAUAAAUUUUGUUCCAUCAGGCCCUGUACAGAUCUUGAGAACGACGGUGUGUCUUAUCGUAAUCAUCAUUUAACUGUUUUCAAAAAUUUGAGUGUUUCAUCGCCAUCUGAUACGUCGUCUGACACGUCGUCUGAUAUGUUGUCUGAUAUAUCGUCUGAAAUAAAUAAUUAUGAUUAAACUCUU
Molecule: messenger RNA, 1817 nt
Organism: Dinoponera quadriceps
Lineage: Eukaryota; Metazoa; Arthropoda; Insecta; Hymenoptera; Formicidae
Exons: 2
Coding region: 807-1811 (334 amino acids)
Source: RefSeq, a predicted model, not a curated record